Salmo salar (Atlantic salmon) is the source of this 4347-nucleotide messenger RNA. The record is from RefSeq and is a predicted model, not a curated record. NCBI's taxonomy places the organism in Eukaryota, Metazoa, Chordata, Actinopteri, Salmoniformes, Salmonidae.
UCUCUCUCUCUCUCUCUGUCUCUGUCUCUCUCUCUCUCUCUGUCUGUCUGGUCUGUCUCUGUUUCCGUAGCGAUCUCCUCUCUCUCCCCCGGAUCCGGCAGCAUAACCCCCUGCACGGAUAGACCUGGCCUUUAUCGUUAUAAAGAUGGAUCCACCGUGGAAUAUCCAGAGAUGCCGUUAUACGCACAACGACCCGGCAACACAGACAAUGAGUUCCCAGUCCUGAGGGGAACCCGUCCAGAGUUACUGCAGUCCUGAGGUGAAUCCGUCCAGAGUUACUGCAGUCCUGAGGUGAAUCCGUCCAGAGUUACUGCAGUCCUGAGGUGAAUCCGUCCGCAGUCCUGAGGUGAAUCCGUCCAGAGUUACUGCAGUCCUGAGGUGAAUCCGUCCGCAGUCCUGAGGUGAAUCCGUCCAGAGUUACUGCAGUCCUCAGAAAGGACGGUGUUUGUCUGCCAAUCCUGUCCGUCCCCCUGGCUGCAGGCUGUAGAAAGGGGUGUGUACUGUCCUGAUGGAGGCGGGACAGCCGUCACCUGACAGCAGUAGUGAAGAGUGUACAGUUUUGGAGGCUCUACCGGACAAGGGACUGGCCUGUCACACACACACCGGCAAGGUGACGGAGCUGUACUGUUCAGGGUGUGAGGUGUGUGUGUGUGAGGUGUGUGUGUCGGGGGAGCAUGCGGACCAUCCCACGGUCCCGUUGUUAGACUUUCUGAAGACACACAGAGACGGGCUGCAGGAGAGACUGACUGCCGCACAGAACAGACUGCCUCAGAUCUCGGAGGCCCUGGUGUCUCUGAGAGAGAUCUUACAGCAGCUGACCAAUCAGAGAGAUUUGAUCGAGGAAGACAUCCACGUCAGCUUCGAAGAGCUCCACAAGACCCUGGACGUCAGGAAGAGUGUCCUACUGAUGGAGCUAGAGGUCACCUACGGACUGAAACAGAAGGUUCUGCAGGCCCAGCUGGACACCCUGCUCCAGGGCCACGGGGGUAUCGCUGACACCUGUACCCAGACAGAGGAGGCCCUGAGCGGGGAGGCCAGCGCCGCGAGCCUGCAGGCUGAGAGAGGCCUAGCGGAGAUACUGGGGGAGCUGGCCAGCCAAGGGCUACCAUUCCAGGCUGAGGAGAAUGAUCAACUGGACUUAGUGAUGGAGGCAGAGGGACUGAGGAAGUCAAUCCACAACCUAGGGACAAUUGUCACUACCAGCGCGGUGGCGAGCCAGAGUGAGGCGUCGGGUGUGGGGCUGGAGCAGUGCAUCGUGGGUCUCCCAGCCUGCGUAACCAUAACGACCAGAGACAAGGCCGGGGGACACUGCAGGAGCGGCAACGCCAUCCUGUCUGCUGAGGUGUGUACUCCAGAUGGUAGCGUGGCCGACGGGGAGAUACUCGACCACAAGAAUGGGACAUAUGAUUUUGUUUACACUGUAAACAAGGAAGGAGAGUUCUCAUUGGCUCUCCGGCUCUAUGACCAGCACAUCAAAGGAAGUCCCUUCAGACUAAGAGUUACCAGGUCCCAGGACCCUGAGGUGUCUCCCCCCACCACCACAGCCACCUCUCUGACGGCCACCGCCACCCCGUCUACAGGCUCCUCUGAGGGGGCUAAGAGGAGAGGAAAGUCCCCAGGGUCUGGGAGUAAGAAGAAGGGAUCCAGGAGGACAGGCAGCGCCCUGGGGACACCCAGACGCAGAGAGAACCCAAUCGAAGAUGACCUCAUCUUCAGGAUCGGUACUAAAGGGAAGAAUAAAGGAGAGUUUACUAACCUGCAGGGUGUGUCAACAUCUUCCAGCGGUAGGAUUCUAAUAGCAGACAGCAAUAACCAGUGUGUCCAGAUCUUCUCUAACGACGGCGAGUUUAAGAGUCGUUUCGGGGUGAGGGGCCGGUCGCCAGGGCAACUCCAACGACCAACCGGUGUGGCCGUUCACCCCAACGGUGACAUCAUCAUCGCCGACUACGACAACAAGUGGGUCAGCAUCUUCUCCAGCGAGGGCAAGUACAAGGCCAAGCUGGGCUCUGGUAGGCUGAUGGGACCAAAGGGCGUGUCCGUGGAUCAGAACGGUCACGUGAUUGUUGUGGACAACAAGGCAUGCACCGUCUUCAUCUUCCAGCCAACCGGCAAGCUCGUUACUAAGUUCGGUAGCCGCGGCAACGGAGACAAACAGUUCGCAGGUCCUCAUUUUGCAGCCGUCAACAAUAACAAUGAGAUCAUAGUGACAGACUUUCACAACCACUCAGUCAAGGUAUUCACCCCAGAAGGAGAGCUUCUUCUGAAGUUUGGCUCUAACGGAGAGGGCAACGGUCAGUUUAAUGCCCCUACGGGCGUGGCCGUCGACCUGAACGGGAACAUCAUCGUAGCCGACUGGGGAAACAGCCGCAUACAGGUAUUUGACAGUUGUGGCUCCUUCCUGUCCUAUAUCAACACAUCAGCUGACCCUCUGUACGGACCUCAGGGUCUGGCUCUCACCUCUGAUGGACACGUGGUGGUGGCCGACUCUGGGAACCACUGCUUCAAGGUCUACAGAUACCUACAGUAGAGAGAGGGAGGGAGCGAGGGAGGGUUGGAGGAUGGACAGAACCACUCCUUCAAGGUCUACGGAUACCUACAGUAGAGGGAGGGAGGGAGCGAGGGAGGGUUGGAGGAUGGACAGAACCACUCCUUCAAGGUCUACGGAUACCUACAGUAGAGGGAGGGAGGGAGCGAGGGAGGGUUGGAGGAUGGACAGAACCACUCCUUCAAGGUCUACGGAUACCUACAGUGAACUUAAAAACGAUGGCCAAUUAAAAUCAGUUCCUCUCUCUGCUCCGACGACAUGUCACUCAUCUGCACUACUAUUGGCCAGAGGUACACAGCGAGAGCAUCUAUUGGCCAACUUCAAAAACAAACCUGGGACCUAACUCUCGGGGCUCGCCAAAACACGGCUCAAUAUGAAACCAACGCCAACCUGUUUAUCUGCUCUUAAACCCGUGUACUGCUUUGGAUUCUACGGAAUAAUGUUAUUGAUUGUUCGAUUGAGGAUUGUCAUGUGACUAUGGUUAUUUUAAUGCUCCGCAGAUAUAUCAAUGAUUCCAUCAAUCGAAUCACAUCAAUUCAUGAUUGGUUGAUUGAUUGAUUGAUGUAUUGAGCUAACAGGCAGCUUGCGACGUUACGCUUGGAUGAGGUAUAUAUAUUCAACCAUCUAUUUUUUUCUGUGGGGAAAAAAAAAAUACUGUCUGUGUCCCAAAUUGCUCCCUAUGGGCCUGGGUCAAAAGUAGUGGACUACAUAGGAAAUAGGGUACAAAUUUGGGAUGUAUAGGGUCUGGUCAAAGGUAGUGCACUACGUAGGGAAUAGGGUGCUGUUUGGGAUACAGACACAGUCGCAAGAUAAAAUGGAAGAGUAUAUAUAUAUAUAUAUAUAUAUUUGUGAAAUUAUAUUUACUAUUAAUACUGAUCAAUAACUGUUAGCAAAUCAAGUUUCAUCAGUGACGUUUUCAACCCCCUUCAUUAGAAAAAUGAAGAGGGAAUAUCAGGCCCGGUGGUUCGAUUCAAUCCGUAUCGCUGAAGUUCAGCGCCAUAACGAGAUUGUAAUUUCUUAUUGAGCCAACAUAUACGGCCGUAAAUGCAGUCUCCAUGAAAGCGGGAAUAUUGCCUUUUCAGUUUAUAUUGCGCUGUAGUGCGUGUCUUCAGCGCUACGGAUUGAAUCGAGCCCGUGAUGUUUGAUUACUCGCCAAGGAUUUGUUUUAUUAUUAUGUGUGCUGUUGCUUGUCAGUACGAUAAUAGAUCACUCAUAACGGAAUACCGGUGUAUUCUAGAACAAUACUAUAGUAUUCUAGAAGCAUGCUUCUUCAUUUCAUCGACCGCAUCAAUCUGUUAGCAUCCAACAAACAGUGAUCUUUUACAACCAUAUCUAGAGUUCCACAAUUCCAGUAAUUUUCCACCAAAUUCCAUAUGCAGGGUUCUCCAGACAUCCUGGUUGAACGAGUCCUUGAAUGAGGAGGGAAUAGGCAGGAAAUCCCGGGAAUCUUUCAACUGGGAUUUCUGGAAAGUUUGCAUGGAAAUUUGGUAAUUUUAGAACCCUAUAAAUCAUAUCAUACUCUAACAUCAGGUUAAUGGGAGGGAUGAGGAAUCUGGAUAAUAAUGGGGAGGACUGGAGGAGGAAUAUGGAUAAUGGGGAGGAUUGGAGGAGGAAUCUGAUUAAUGGGGAGGAUUGGAGGAGGAAUCUGAUUAAUGGGGAGGAUUGGAGGAGGAAUCUGAUUAAUGGGGAGGAUUGGAGGAGGAAUCUGAUUAAUGGGGAGGAUUGGAGGAGGAAUCUGAUUAAUAAUGGGGAGGAUUGGAGGAGGAAUAUGGAUAAUGGGGAGGAUUGGAGGAGGAAUCUGG